GGCGUGGCGGGCAGCAGUUGCUCUAUGGUCGAUACACCUGACUAGACGCGAGAGCGCCUACUUCCGUCGCCUCUCUCGUAUACGCGAAACUCACAAAAUUGAGAUUGAUAGCACGAACAGUGCACAUUUGGUGUGCGAUUUUUGCAUGUCGUCGAGACGACUAAUAAACAUACAUUUGAAGAGAUUUUCUCGCGUCGGAGGUCGCGGGUUUGCAGCCCAAUUGUAGUGUGUCGAAAAGCGCCUAUUUUAUCGUUCCUAGUGUAACUUAGUGGACUCGUAGUGGACACUUGUGUUCAAAUAGUUCUACAAAGCUGUAGAAUAGUGCACAAAGGAUACGAAUAAAGCUCGGAAGGAGAAUAGAUUAUCGGUGCGUGCGGAAAGCUUCACGCAAAGCGCUUCGCAAUACCCAAGGGAAACAGAGUGCAUUCCAGACGUUGCAUUUACUUGUGAUAACAACCCAACAACUCGGACAGGAUGGCCGUGGAAAUGAAUCUGGACAUCCAGGACUCGCACAACGACCGGGAUGACAUACACGCUCGUAUAGCACAGUUCAAGCAGGACCCGGACAAGAUGAGCGAGAUGAAUGUUUUCCUGGACGAGGUCUUGAGUGAGGCACAAAAAAGUGCAGAAGUAAAACUGCAAGACAAAUCGGCGGAUGAAAGGCCUAGAAAUGGAAAUAAACUUCUUAGCGGUCUGAAACAACAUCGAGUUGUUACCCGCACACGAGGAAUAGUCCUAAGGAUUUUCGAAGCGAUAUGCAACUGCACUAACUCAGGUCCUCUACCCGGUCAAAGGCCGGCUGGUGGAGCACCGGCUGCAAGCAAUGUGGCAGCAUCUGCGGAGAAGUAAUCUACAAUUUACGAUUACGGCUCUAAGGUAUAAUCGUUCGAUGUAAUCUCCAAAACUAAGAAAAAGAAAACGCAUAAAAAGGUGUUCUAUACUGUACACAUUCGUGACACAAUAUAAGACGUGAAAACGGAUUACACCGCUGAAUAUUUAGCACUAGAGAAUGGCUAAAUGUCUUUUGUAGUAUUUAUCAAUUAUAUAAUCGUACACUGCUAUCUAUCCCUGGUACAAAACCUUUUGAGAUGAAUCUACACGACUCCGUUUAGUUACCUAUUUACCUUAAAAAAAAAAACAUUUGGAAAAACCCUGCAUAUUGUGGCAUGCCAUAUCAUACACAUUUCUAGUACUUAGAGUGGUCACAUUAUUUCAAAAGAAAUAUCUGCUACACACAACAUGUAAAAGUUUCAUAGUGUGUGUCCAGAGACAUGAUGUCACGGUCGCCAUGUAGUUAGCGCCAUCACUAGAAUGUCAUUGUUUUCGAUCUGUAAUAUAUCACAGAGAGCACGGUUUUCAAUCUAUUUUAACCUAUCUUUUGAUAGAAUAAUGUUGUAGCACUCUUACGAACUAAGAAACAUAGAUCACAGACAAACAGAUGUUGCAUCUAAAACAAGUUUUCGAAAAUUCGUGGAUAUCGGUUCUAUGAAUUUGUUUUAUUUUUUCUUGUGAUUGAACUUAUAAUGGACUGUACAAAUUUGAUUGGUAAUUGUUUUUUUUUUUUUCAAUAGUACGCUAGCAUUACAUACUUUAUUCAUUGAUUGUUUGAAUAUCAUCAGAUAUAUUUCUUUUUCCGUGAUAUGGGUACCGUUCGUUUCGUACUGUUCGCAGGAUACUUUUAUUCUCGUUUCUACUGAUCCAAAUGGUUAUAUAUUUUGUUUGUUAAAAGCAAUCAAUAGCCUAGUUUCCUGUUCAAAUUAAUCACUCUAAAAAUUUGAUGACUAUGGUGCCUGGUAGAAACUUUCUACAGAGAUUUUUAUUUGAAUCAUUUCAUUUCUUUACAAGUACGUACGUGAAUCGAAAAACAACGUUCUUAAAUUAACAUAUUUUAAAUGAUCGCAGCUGAAAAGACAACUGUGUAAUAUUUGUUUAUAUAUGGCUCAACCAUGUAACUAUUGAAACAUAUGGCAUGCCACCGCGUCAUAUAUUUUCGUUUGAAUCCAGAAGAUCGCCAUUUUUGGCAGAGAUUACCUUUAUACAUUUUUGAAAAAUAUAGCCAUGUUAUAUUUCGAUUAUGUACCGAUGGCAAAAGAUAUUGUAGUAUACUGCAAUGUCUUUUGUACUGAUACACCUGUCCUACUAUACAUACCUAUGAGAUAUAAUCAAAAAUAAUACAUGGUUUCAAAGUGAAACUUCCAGCAUAGUUUAGUACAAUUAAAGAUAUUUCAUAGAGAUCGCAGAUUCUUUUAAUAAGUUCAUGUUGAAAAGCUUCCAAAUUGUUUUAUUUUAGUAAAUUAUCGAAAUCGGAAUUGGUCUUAAUCUGUCGGCGUCAUCAAUGAGCCAUUUUACGAAGUGACAACAAUGUUGAUGAUGAUAUUGAUUUUCACGGGUUAUUGGACGCUACCUCCUGUCAAAAUUCAUUCAUAAAAUCGGUUCGUAAAAUGGACUUUUGUCGAAGAAGCCCACAUGUGAUCUUAUUAUUAUUAAGUUUUGUAGAAUGUUCUAUUAAGUUUAAAACUCUGGUGUAGAAAUAAAGAAUGUGUACAGGAAAAACGUAGUUAACGGAAAAAUAGUGUUAUUGAAAGGGACACAUGGAUAAAUGACGAGUAAAAGCUUCCAACAAAGAUACAUUUAAAAUUCAGUCUAUUGAAAUGCGCGUACCUUGCGUUUCAUGCAUUUCUUGAAUUUCUGCAGAGAGUUUUCCGAAACUAAUGUUGCUAUUCGUUUUUUACGGAUUCUUUUUGGCCAGAGCCCAAUUCGUUUCGAUUGGACGGCACAGUAUAUAGUGAAUUCCAAAUCAUCGAAUCUGCCGAAUCAAAACCUUUUUUUAUGGAAGAGAGUACGAUCAAACCAUUUGCACAAAUACAUUAGUAUUCAUAUAGAGGUGUUCGUAUUAGUAAUGCGUAUACAAAGAAGACUGCAUCAAGACAUUCGACGACUACUUUUUGCUGUGUACAUUCUUUAAAAACAUGUUUUUUUGCUAAACAAGCUAAACACUACUCUAAAACAUUAUCAAAGUAACCUGUUGCACAAAUGUGACUACUCAACCACACGAAGCACACCGUGAAACAUCUGUACCAAUCCUGCCGAGAACACACAGUGCAGCACAAAAUUAGAUGAAAUUUCAAGCUCCUUCACCCUCAACUGGUGUACUAAACAAAAAUAACUAUUUAAUGAUCAUUAGUGUCACAACAAGUUGAUUUUAAAACCGUCUUCCUAUAAUCUUAAAAAAUUUGUUCGACAAUCAAAAUUCCAAAGCAAUACAUUUCGAAUGUUUUUUUUAUUAUUUAUUUAAGUUUUUUUACAAACAAAAAAAAUCAGUGCUUUAAAUUGAUAGCACAGAUUAACAGACGUAAAACCACAAUUCCACUACUCCAAUAUUGUGAGAUACACACGCUAACCUGAAACUACCCAUCGACUGGGUCGAGUUGACCCGGAUUUUCAUGUUGUUAGCAGUUGUCAAAAUCCGGGUAACCCGAAAACCCAGAUUCGCUGAAUUUGGGUAAAGAUCUGGGUAAUCGGCACUUUGUCACUUUUCGGCUUCAGAAUAUGGCAGCGGUCAGGAGAACGCUGGAAACUAUGAAUGUUUUCGCGAAAAAUAUGCUGAUGAAUGACGGGAAAACAGUGGAAUUAUUCCGGGGAACUGUUUUCCAGCAUCAGGUAAGUGAACAGCACGUGGCAACUGAGAGCUUUUUAAUCAAAAUCUAAAUUGGAAAUAAAUUAACAAAAUCAAGGCCCCGGAGGAGCUGGGUAUCGUUUACCCAGAUUUUGAUACCAACAUCGGUAACCCAGAUUUGAGUAAAGGUGCCUUUACUCAGUUUAGAGUAACUGCAGUUUUGCUCAGUCUGGGUCGCUUUGACACCAAUCUGGGUAACUGAGGGUUAGCGUGUACAGUGUUUUGACCUGCAAAAAGCGUUAGAGCUCUAUUAUGAAACACUUGAUUAUAUGUAAAACACGUUGGAGAGCAGUACGUUUGCUUCUAUGUUCUUAAAAUACACAGUUAAAAGUCUUUAAAAUUAUCAUUGAAAUAGCCGAAAAAGGUUGUUUUGACAGUGUUCAGUCUGUUUGUCUGUGGCUAUAGUUUUGUUAGGGAAUCACGUGUGUGUGCGCAGUACACAGCAAUCAAUGCAAAUGCUUAUGGAACCAAAUAAAUUAAAUUAAACAAUAGGUAGUCAGCGUUUCGUUUGCCAUAUUUAAGUUUCUAUUGGAAGUAUGUAUUGAACGCGAAAGUGUUAUGGAAUAAUAAAGGACUGAUUUAGCACUGGCUUGCAAAAUAAAAUCCCAUUGAAUGAAUGUACCUAUCGUGUACUCUGAUUCAUAAUCUUAAUAUUAUCCAGUACAACCCGUAUAAUGUAGAUGUCACUAAUGAUAAAUAAAACCAUUGCUCAAUGCGUGGGCA
Aedes albopictus (Asian tiger mosquito) is the source of this 4399-nucleotide messenger RNA. RefSeq lists its product as uncharacterized. Lineage: Eukaryota; Metazoa; Arthropoda; Insecta; Diptera; Culicidae. The transcript has 4 exons. The record is from RefSeq and is a predicted model, not a curated record. The coding region runs from base 475 to 849 and encodes 124 amino acids.